Symbiodinium natans is the source of this 7830-nucleotide messenger RNA. The record is from the annotation of a GenBank genome assembly. Lineage: Eukaryota; Dinophyceae; Suessiales; Symbiodiniaceae.
AUGCUCAGCCCCCCGAACGGCGAGCUCACGAGGGCCGGCCAGUACUACUACCAACUGAUCGACCGGCCGCCCCCGAGCCGGCAGUACGACCGCAACCAACCCCUCAUCCGCGAGGGCCCGAACGAUUACAUCAUGCUCCGGGGCGGCGCCAAAAAGCUGCUCCGCAGCCUCCAGCCCAACGGGAACUACCACUUGACCAAGCUCGGGAAGAGCUUCUUCAAGGACAAGUGGGUGGACUGGGUGGUGCACGUGCCCGUCAUCAUCCGCGGCAUCCGGCGAAACGGCCGGAACCGCGGCAUGCCCUACGAGCGCACGAAGCGCCUGCCCGUCACGGACCUCAACGUCACACUGCCCCGGCAGAGCGAGGGGCUCUCGGAUGCCCAAGCGGCCCGGAACCUCAAGGCGUCCGCGCUCGCGCAGCUCGGGAACCCCGAGCCGAACGACAUUAUUUGGGAGCUGUCGGACGAGAGCUACUACCUGGACGCGACGAGGGAGUGGACCUUCAGCCAGCAGGCCAUGCAGGUCGUAGACGACCGGGUGGUGGUGGAGACCGUCCUGGAUCAGCCCCUGAGGGCUCUGCGGGACGUCUCCUACCAGCUGUACUGCGGCGACGAAAUCCUAGAGUCCGCCUUCGAACAGCGGCCGGACAAGCUUUGCGUCCCUCGGCAGCUCGCGGAGCUGAUGCGGCUGCCGCUGCAGGAGGUGCUUUCGGACUUCGACGCAAUCUGCACCAAAAAAACGUGGCGGGAGCAGGGCAUCACCCCCCGAGAGAUCCGGGAAUUCUGCCUUUGGCGCCAGGCCCCGAUGUUCUACGUGGACUGCCAGGGCCGCCUGCUGGACAAGUAUGAGCCUACCGUCAAGGAGCAGCGGGCCGUGGCCUUCACGAGCUGGAACGGCCACGCCUUCUUCUACAAAUCUGCCCGCACCGUCGCGAAGUGCGAGCCGAUGGGGGAGCGGGCCAGGUACCGGGGCGAGAGGAAGCCCGGCGAAACGCCCGAGUUCAAGGAUUGGCGGGAGUGGGAGGGCGAGGUCGCCAGCGGUCAUUUCUACACUGAGGACCUGGAGCAGGUCCGGAGGGAGCUGCUGGCCGAGGGGCACUGCCCGAAGGUGGUCAUGCGAAGCAUGAGCGAGUGGCGGUGCCUGCGGCUGAGGGUGCGGGGCGGCGAGGACUGCGUCAUCUCCGCCUUCCACGAAGACCUGGAUGUGCUGCAGGCCUGGAUGGGGCGGCUGGGGCUCCCCUAUUGCGGGCAGCGUCUGGCGGGUGCCGUCUUCCUUCACCUUCUCAAGGCCCGCCGCGAUCCGCCCGGAUCUCGGCAAGCCCUGCUCGCGGAGCAGGACCACCAGUGCAAGCUCUGCGCGGCCCCCAUCACUGCAACCACGUGCGAGUUGGACCACAUCGUCCCCGUGCACCAGUCCUUCGCCGCACAGGCCCAGAACCUCCAGGCACUGUGCCUCGAGCGCCACCGGAACAAGACGGCCCUGGAGUCCUCGCACGCCACGACACUGGAGUCGCGCUUCAGCCGGCGGGCUUACGAGCAGUACGUGGAAUCGCCUCGACUCCCGCCGCUCGUCUUCAAGCUCAACAGCCACAAGCCGGACCACAUCUGCCACGGUAUAGACGUGGUGCGGUGCCGCAAGAACGGUCUGGCCCACGCCAAGUUCCCGGCGCCCAUCUUCUGCCCCAAGGACAACGUUGAGCAAGCCCGCGAAGGGCACCUGGCGGACCUGACCUACGUGAGGCUCCGGGAGGACGGGCGUUGGGCGGCGUUCAAGCAGCUCCCCUACGUCGGCCAGGGCUGGUACGCCAAGCCUGCGGUGGCCUACAUGCUGGAAAAGGGCCUUGCGACAUGGAGCGACUUCGUGUACAGCCUGGACGCCACGGCGCACGUGGACCAGGAGUCCGUGGCUCAGGCCCUGCAGAAAAUGGAGGCGGCUUGGCCAGAGGGAGAGGAGCACUACGCGAAGCUGUCGGUGAAUGCCCUCAUCGGGCUCUGGGCACGCAACAUGAACCUCAUCUACACCAUGCGCACCAGCAACCACCAGUUCGACGGCUCCGGGUGCCAGCACCGGGAGCUGUUCCUGGACGCCGCGGGUGGGAUGCACUGGGAUCACAUCUACGUGACCCAGUUGUUGUCCAACCACAGCUGCCGGCCCGUGCACGACUUCGUGAUGGCCUCGGAGUACGUCGCCGUCUCCAGAAUCCGGGAUGCACUCGCAACCGUGCCGUCGAGGUACCUGAAGGCCGUCAAAACGGACUGCGUCGUUUUCCAGGACCUGCCCAAAAAGUUCCAGGGCCUCGUGGACAGCCUGGUCCGCGAAAGGCAUCCCGACGGCACGCCCGUGUACCGAUGCGAGGAGGUCAAGGGCCUCGAAGGCCAGUAUCGGAUCCCCCGAAUCGAGGCAGAGUGGAUGUGCAACAUUGACACCUGGAAGGUCGCGGAGGACCCUGUGCUCCACUGCCUCGAGGGCGGGAGCCUGCUGCUGACCGGCUACCCGGGCACCGGGAAGACCCACCUGGCGCGCCAGAUCGUGACCGCCCUCCGGGAAGAAGGGUACAAGGUGAAGAUCAUCACGAAGACCCACUCCUCCGUGCAGAACUUUGGAACGCAGGUGGAGACGGCCGACCACUGGGUGCGGAGCACCGUCCGGAACGGCUACUGCAACAUCGACUGGCUGGCGGUGGAGGAGAUUACGCAGCUCGACACGGGGCUGUGGAACGACAUCGCCUGCGUCUCCAUGAACCGCAAGGUCAAGUUCCUGCUGCUCGGCGACUUCCGCCAGUUCCCCGCAGUCAUGGACAACUUCGCGGGCACCCCGGUGCAGCGGGAGCUCAAGCACUGCCAGCUGCUCCACGACCUCACCGACGGCUGGCACCACGAGCUCACCGAGAACAGGAGGAGCGACCCGGGCAUCUUCGACUUCCUCCGGUGGCUCCGGGUCGACGAGCCCCGGGAGCAGUCCCUCCCGGAAGCGGUCCGGGCGGCCCGGGAAAGGUUUCCGCGGCAAGGCGAGCCCGAUGUCAGCCUGGUCAUCUCCCACGCCCACCGCAUCAGGAUCAACGCGCGGGACAACCGUCGUCUGGCCCCGCCGGAAGCUGUGACGAUCGAGUACACCAGCACUGGCCCGACGACCACCAACAUGCCGCAGACCAUGCGGGUCUGGCCCGGCCUGAAGCUCAUCGGCGUCGGCGGCCGCGUGACCAAAGGCAUCUACGUGCAUGUGGCCGAAGUGGGCCCCGAGAAGAUCGUCUUGGACGGCGGCGACUCCUUCACCCACGCCGCCCUCCUGAAACACACCCGGCUGUGCCAAGGCCUAACGCUCGAAGGGCGGGUCUUCCUGUGCGACACCGAGAGCCCGCACUUCACCCUCAAGCACCUCUAUGUGGGGAGCAGCAGGGCCACCAGCAGCGAGCUCCUGAGCGUCCGUCACUUCCAUCAGAAGCCCGCACUGGCCCGACAUGAGCCAUACCUGGCGCAAAUCUGCGCGCACCUUGCAUUCCCGACCGGCCAGGUCACCAGGGUCCUCCAGCGGCUGCUGGUCAGCGUCCCAGAAGUGGACUCGGGACAAAUCGACCUUGAGCUUGAUGAAGCUGUUCCCGCGGGAGGAGGUCUUGAGGCAGGACACGAAGCGACCCUCCACGUCCGACGCGGUGAGGUAGCGGCCGAAGAUUUUCGAGUCGUGGAGGCAUCGCUGGGUCAGCUGGCCCUUGAUGUCCUUCUCGAUCGCCUGCAGGUCUGCCUUGACAGCCUCGUUCUGCUCGAGACACAGGGGGAGUCGCCGGGCUUCCGUCUCGCUGCCGUAGGGGCUGGGGUGCCACAAGAUGCGCAGCCACUCGUGGGACCGCCAGGCCUCCGCGCACACCGGGAAGAACUUGCCGCCACGCUGGUUGGUCGUAAGCUCACCGAGCUUGAGUACCGUUUUGGGCUCCAUCGCUCCUUCUUUUUUCACGACAAGAAAAAAAAUGCCGGCCACCGUCUCCACCGCGGAGCCCGUGGCUGGGAGGUAACGAGUCUUGACAGCAACCCAAAAGCCAGCCCAACCAUCUGCUCCGACAUCCUGCAAUGGGACUACAAGGCCUUCGAGCCCGGGCACUUCGACGCAGUGUGGGCCUCGCCCUGCUGCACCGAGUUCAGCAUCGCACUCAAGAAGCGCCCCCGCAACCUGCCGCUCGGAGAUGCCCUGGUGCUCAAGACCCUGGAGGUCAUAGACUACCUCAAGCCUCGGUGGUGGGCCAUCGAAAACCCGAGCACCGGGCGCCUCAAAACCCGCCCCUACAUGCAGGGCCUCCACUGGGACAAGGUAACGUACUGCAAGUACGGCUUCCGCUACAAGAAGCCCACGGCCAUCUGGCACAACCUGCCCUGGACCCCCUCCCAAGGCCCCUGUCGCAAGGGCGACCGCUGCGAGGUCUUCCAAGGAACUCGCCACCCAGAGGCCGCGCAGCGAGGACCGACCAAAGGACGAGAGGGGAGCAACUCGCGGGACCAGCUCUACUCCAUCCCGCCUGUGCGUCUCUUCAAGACGCCUGAGUACUCCGUCAAGCAGCCGCCUGACCCCGUGGUUUGCAAGCCCCCCGCCAACGGUAUUUUGUGUGCUCCAUCUGCAAGCGGAAAGACGGUACUCCUUGUGAGCAUGAUUUUGGAGCAAUACCGGGGCUGCUUCGAGCGCAUCUAUAUCUUCUCGCCCUCGGUGGAAGUCGAUUCUGCCUGGCAGCCUGUCAAGGAUUACAUCCGAGACAAGCUGGGGGUCAACACCGACCGGGAGCAGUGCUGGUGGGAGGACUGGGACGAGGGGGCGCUUCGCAAGAUAAUCUCGGACCAGAAGCGCAUCACCCAGAAGAGCAAGGAGCUGGGCCUGAAAAAGCUCUACUCGGUUUUGGUGGUCCUCGAUGAUCACGCCGACAAUCCGGCGGUGCACCGCAAGACGGGCGACGGCGUCCUGGACACCCUCUUCAUCAGAGGGCGUCACUUCUGCAUCAACACGUGGGUGUCUACCCAAAAGCUGCGACUGAUGAGCUCGGCUGUGCGAGUGAACGUUAUGUUUUAUUGCGUCUUCCGGCUGCGAAACCAACUGGAGCUGGAUGCCUUGGUGGAGGAAGACAUGUUUUGGGUGCGCUUCGACCGGAAGUUCUUGCUAAAUGGGGACGCUCCUGAGCCAGAUGGCAUCUACGAUCCCAGCCACUGGCCGCCGCCAGAGAGGCCCCGACAAACCUCCGACGGGUCCAACGCCAGCGAGUUCUCGGCGCGGCCCACUCGGUUUUUCAGGCGCCGUUCUAAAAAGGGCAUGACGAGUAUCUACGUGGACUCGCGCCUCCGCGCGGAGGGCACGGACAGCAGCUUCUCCUUCGACAUCGGUGAGAGUGUGCACAUUCAAUCCGGCGCCAAACUUGCGGUGUACAAGGUCCGCGUUGCUGACGCCUUCCUGAGCACGGACCGCGGGACGUUCUUGUACUGGGAGGACACGGUGGCCGGCACCCUGCACUACGCGGAGCUCCCGGUGGGCGCGUACACGGGGCCGCGAUUGGCUGCGUGGAUCAGCAGCAACUUCGCUUCCGCCAGCUACACCGCGGGAACGAACGAAUUGGACGUCACCUGGGAUGGCGUGCGCCUCAUCCUCAACGAUGCCGAGCUCCGGCAGCGCUUCCCAGGCACGGCCCCCUACCCGCCGGGCGCCUCGCCCAGCAAGCCCCUGUCCAUCAACCACCUCCUCGGCCCCAGCUACCUCACAGGCUCUGUGCAGCGCUUCGUCUUUGUGACGAUGAAUCCGUUCUCAGAACUGUACCUCAGGUGCCCAACACUGGCCAACGGGGAGACGACCGUGGGCCCGUUGGGGCACGACAUCCUCUGCAAAAUAGUCGUUUCGAAAGGCGUGGGCCACGUCAUGGAGACCGAGACGUCAGAGGGGCACUGGGUUCAGCUGCACGGGCCCAUAACCCUGCGUCACCUGCGCUUCAAGCUCACCGACUACCAGGGCAACAUCGUGAACACUCGAGGCACCAGCAUUUCCUUUGUGGAUGAACCCGCUUCUGUGGCCACCGAGCCCGCCGUGGCCGAGCCUCCCGCGCAGCCGGUGGUGGCCGAGCCUCCCGAGCCUGCCGAGCCUGCCGCGGUGGCCGAGCCGCCGACCGAGGCUCCUCAGGAAGCGCCCCAACCCAAACGGCGAGGGCGACCGCCAGGAACCUAUGCUUAUGACGCCCUCGCAGGCUCGCCUGGCCCGUCAGCUCUCCCGAGCCGACCGCUUCCACGAACUCCUUCUCGCAAACAGCAUGGAUAUCUAAAGAUGAUGCCCUUCCCUGAGAAGCGCAACGAAGCCGCGAUGUUGCGUGCGUUUCACAAGCAGUAUCCCAGCUACAACUUGACGCCGCUGCUCUACAAGCGGCAGCAACAAUUGAUCGAUGCUCGGGCCUUCAACGAGUGGCUGGCCAACCGGCGGCAGCGCCAGGAGGGCGAGGCCUAUGCGGAUGAAGUCGGGCGUGCUGUCGACGCCGUUAACAGGAGGAUCCCCCAGUUGAGGUGGGCCCCCGCCGAGCGGGCGGGCGUGCGUCGCGUGGCUCGCGAUGUCGCUGCCGGGCGGAACACUAGCGUCUUGGGCUACAUAGCUGAGGGCGAGCCCUUGCCCAUCAAUCUCCCGAACCGCAGCGCCAGCAUCCUGACUUCCUCGCAUUUCUGGCUCGACGACUAUCCGCAGAGCAGCGAGCCCGAGCCUGCCCCGCUGCCCCACACGACCGUGGACCCUGCAGCAGCCUACGAGGACGCCAACGAGGGCUACGAUGGAGUGCCCUUCCCCCGCCGGGAUUUUUUGCGCCCACGGCCCUUCGACCUGGACAGCGAGUCUGAUUUUGGGGCUGUGGACCCAGGCCAAGCUCUGAGAAACGACGGGCUGGAGCCCCCAGCACCGCCGAGCUUCUUGAGCCGACUGCAGCAGGCCGAAGCCGCGGUGGGAGCUGCGGCGGGACUGGCGGGCUCUGCAUCUGCCAUCGCGGGGCACGGACAGGACCUCUACAACGCUGCGCGCAGGGGGCGCAAUUGGAUCGACCGGAACCUGCGCAUCCCGCGCACACCCGAGGGCCUUGCACCCCCGCCGGACGAAGUAGCUCCGCCGCAAAUUAUAGGCCGGCCCAGCGAAGUGGAGCCGCUGCUGGAGCGGGCGGGACAGCGAGCCCAGGAGGUGGAGAGGGCGGCGGCCCGAGACAUCGAGCAGUUCAUGAGCGAGCAGGUGGCAGAGGCCGAGGCCACGGAAGGUUUUGCUUCCACGGCGGAGGUGGCGGCCGGGGCUGCAGAAGCAGCAGCGGCUGCAGAGGGGCCAGGAGCGCUUGCGCUGUUUGGCGAGGCAGCAUUGGGCACCGCUGCGGGCAUGGGAGCAGCGGCGGGGGGCUUGGCUGUGGCAGGCGGGGCGGCCGCACUCGUGGGAACCGCCUGGGCGCUGCACGGCGGCAUGGUGGCGGCGGAGCACCUUUUGGGCUGGGGCGGAGGAGGAGGCACGGACACGGACGCUUCCCGGCCCAGCUCAGCGCCCGACAUCCAGACCUUGAAUGGGAUGCAGGAGUUUGCGGCUGAGCAGCACUUCCAGCUCCAGGAGCAACGCCCGCGGACGCAGUUUUACCGCAUGGACACUGAGGACGAAUCGGAGCCGCGGGCCCAGCCGCCCCCCCGAGUGCAGGCUCGUCCCGCGAGGCCCACGCGUUUCCCCACAGGCCUCAACCCCGCUCCCUUGGCGCAAUCCUCAGGCAGCGACUCCUCCCGCGGACCUCGCAUGCAUCGCCAGUCGCGCGCGGCACCGCCCCCUUCCUUCGAGGCGCUUCGCAGCGCGAGCGAGCCGGAGGCCGCGUGA